AAACAUUCAACCAAACGGGACCCGAAAGAACUGGGCCUGACUGCACGCGAAUUACAAGAAUUCGAGGUGGCUUUCAACAUGUUGGACAAGAACAAAAGCGGUCAGAUUGAGAAAAAAGAAUUGGCCAAAGCUCUCGAUGAUAUCGGGGAGCAUUCGAGCUCCAAAGAGUUGAAUGACAUGUUCCAAAUCUUGGAAAAUUUGGGAAAAAGCAAGAAGAUUGGAUUUGAAGAAUUCUGCCAAUUUAUGAAACAAUACGGCCGACGAGCUCCAAUGAAAAAGAGCAAAUUGCGUGAAGCAUUUCAGAAAAUGGAUCAUGACGGGAACGGAAAACUGGAAAGAAGAGAGAUACGAGAUGUGCUUGAGGCCAAUGGUUACCCUGUCAAUUCGGAGGAAAUUGAACGCAUCAUGUCGUCUGUGGAUAAGAACGGAGACGGAUACAUUGACUAUGAUGGUAUGUUUCUGCUGUAA
Messenger RNA from Echinostoma caproni, 468 nucleotides. The record is from the annotation of a GenBank genome assembly. Lineage: Eukaryota; Metazoa; Platyhelminthes; Trematoda; Plagiorchiida; Echinostomatidae.